AUGGAAGACAGCUCUCGCAGCUGCCUGAAGUUGUUUACCAUUGUAUUCUUUUGGUGCUUGGCUUCGGCUCACCGUGUUCAUGAAUAUGAUAAGCAUCCAUUAUCCAAGAUCGACAUUUAUAAGACCACUGUUGCACUUAGUGACUCGGUCUUCCUCAAAGCGAACCCGCUCAUUCUUGGCUUGAAGGGUGAGGACACAGCAUGGGUGACCGUUGAUCUUGUAAACCCAAAUCCUUCCAAUGAUGAUUGGGUUGCAGUUUUUUCUCCUGCAAAAUUCAACUCAUCAACCUGUCCAGCAGAAAAUGAUGAAGCCGAGUCUCCAUAUUUAUGUACAAGCCCAAUAAAGUAUAAGUACGCAAAUUUCUCCGAUUCAAAGAAUGCCAAAACGGGCAAAGCUUCUUUGAAGUUCCAGUUGAUCAAUCAAAGGGCAGACUUCUCCUUUGCAUUGUUUUCAGGCGGUUUGUCAAAUCCUAAGCUGGUGUCAGUUUCAAAUUACAUUUCAUUUGCCAAUCCUAAAGCACCUCUAUUUGCACGCCUUGCUAAUGGAAAAUCCUGGAAUGAAAUGACAGUAACAUGGACGAGUGGCUAUUCCAUAGAUGAAGCUAUUCCAUUUGUUGAGUGGGGUCUCCAUGGAGAGACACAUAUGCGAUCCCCAGCUGGAACAUUGACGAUUGAACAGAACAGCAUGUGUGGUGCGCCUGCACGGACUGUUGGCUGGCGCGAUCUUGGUUUUACACAUACGAGUUUCUUAACAAAUUUGUGGCCAAAUACUGUGUACUCUUACAGGAUGGGUCAUAUCCUAUCUAAUGGUUCAUAUAUCUGGAGCAAAACUCAUUCUUUCAAAUCCUCCCCAUAUCCUGGACAGGACUCAUUACAGCGUGUUAUAAUAUUUGGUGACAUGGGGAAGGGAGAACGUGACGGUUCAACUGAAUAUGCUAAUAAAGAUCCGGGUGCACUUAACACUACAGACCAACUCAUCAAGGACUUGCCAAAUUAUGAUAUAGUAUUCCACAUAGGAGAUAUAGCAUAUGCAGAUGGAUACAUCGCAGAUUGGGAUCAAUUCCUGCAACAGGUGGAGCCCAUUACAUCUACUGUUCCAUAUAUGGUUGCAAGUGGUAAUCAUGAACGUGAUUGGCCGGAUUCAGGUUCCUUCUAUACUGGUACAGAUUCAGGUGGGGAAUGUGGUGUGAUUGCUGAGACCUUAUACUAUGUUCCUGCUGAGAACAGAGCUAAGUUCUGGUAUUCAACAGACUAUGGCAUGUUUCACUUCUGUAUAGCUGACACUGAGCAUGAUUGGAGAGAGGGUUCAGAACAGUAUAAGUUCAUUGAGAAAUGCCUAGCAUCAGUUGAUAGGCGAAAACAACCUUGGUUGAUCUUUGCUGCUCAUCGUCCCCUUGGGUAUUCCUCUAAUGAUUGGUUUGGCCAAGAGGGCUCAUUUUCAGAGCCCAUGGGAAGGGACGACAUGCAGAAGCUUUGGCAGAAGUACAGGGUAGAUAUUGCAUUCUAUGGCCAUGUCCAUGAUUAUGAAAGGACAUGCCCCAUUUACCAGAAUGUGUGUGUUAAUUCAGAAGUGUCCCAUUAUUCGGGCACCAUGAACGGAACCAUCCAUGUUGUUGUUGGAGGGGGAGGGCAUCACCUAGGAACAUCCUUCAUAGGGAUACCCAAUUGGAGUUUAUACAGAGAUUUCGACUUUGGAUUUGUCAAACUAACAGCAUUCAAUCGCUCCUCUCUUCUUUUCGAGUACAAGAAAAGCAGUGAUGGAAAGGUAUAUGAUUCCUUUACUAUUCAUAGAGAGUACAGAGAUAUCUUGGCAUGUGUACACGACAGUUGUGGAACAAGCACUUGGGCAUCUUGAACUUUUAUCUUAAACUUCCUUUGAAGGAAAUUUAUGUAAUAAACAUCCAUAUUUGAUUUGCUGCAAAUGUUUUGUUAAAACUAAAUUAUGAAUUUCUAUUCCCUGUAGUUCCU
This is a messenger RNA of Quercus lobata, 1967 nucleotides long. RefSeq names its product probable inactive purple acid phosphatase 27. The record is from RefSeq and is a predicted model, not a curated record. The transcript is spliced from 12 exons. NCBI's taxonomy places the organism in Eukaryota, Viridiplantae, Streptophyta, Magnoliopsida, Fagales, Fagaceae. Gene Ontology annotation, molecular function: acid phosphatase activity; metal ion binding. The coding region runs from base 1 to 1854 and encodes 617 amino acids.